Vitis riparia (riverbank grape) is the source of this 849-nucleotide messenger RNA. RefSeq lists its product as uncharacterized. The transcript is spliced from 3 exons. The record is from RefSeq and is a predicted model, not a curated record. NCBI's taxonomy places the organism in Eukaryota, Viridiplantae, Streptophyta, Magnoliopsida, Vitales, Vitaceae. Bases 58 to 618 code for a protein of 186 amino acids.
CUCUCUGCGAAACUUCAGCUAAGUUUUUGGCUUGUUUGGUGCAUUAGAGCUGUGCCCAUGGCUCCUAACUUUGGCUUGAAGUCCCUGGCAAUCCUGGCUCUUACACUUGCAGUCUGUGUGCAAGGUUCUCUAGGAGGAAUAACAUGUGAGAACCUUAACAAGGACACAUGCGCCUUCGCUGUGUCAUCAUCCGGCAAGCGCUGUGUGCUUGAGAAGCACGUGAGGAGGAGCGGAGAGGAAGCAUACGUGUGCAGGACGUCGGAGAUUGAGGCUGACAAGGUGAAGGACUGGGUGGAGAGCGACCAGUGCAUUGAAGCCUGUGGGCUCGAUAGGAAGUCGCUUGGGAUAUCAUCGGAUUCUCUGCUGGAGUGUGGGUUCACCCGGAAGCUUUGCUCUACUCAGUGCUAUAACGGCUGCCCCAACAUUGUUGAUCUCUACUUCAAUCUCGCUGCCGGUGAAGGUGUAUUUCUACCAAAACUAUGUGAAGCACAAAGGGGUGAUGCGAGGAGAGAAAUGGCGGAGAUCCGAAGCUCUGGUUUUGUGGCACCAGGGCCAGUAUCAGGGGUCAAUUCUGUGAAAUACGUGGUUGCCCCUGCAGUGGCCCCUACUUCAGCCUAGAUUUUUACAUAGAAUGGACAGUUAUAGACUUCAAAUAUAAGAAAGCAAUAAGCAAUAAGCAAUAAGCAAUAUGCAAUAAGCAAUAAGCAAUAAUUAAAGGGUUGAGUGAAAGUAUUAGAUGCCCUUAUUACUUGUAUAUCGCUGAAACAGUAGCUAGCUAGCUCUCAUCACGUUGUAUCAUUUUUAAAAAAUACAAAGAUAUAGAAUGAUAAUUAUUUUUGUGUGGGAUUA